AUGUACGCCUUUCUUAAAAGAGCAAAUUUAAAACCUAAACCCCUGGUACAUUUUGACACUCUUAAUCUCUCAUUUCAAUCAACCAGUAAUGGCGAGUCAUUAUAUUAUAUUGGCCGGCUAGAUUUUAUUGCACAGAAUUGUUAUGGGGUUAUUUGUCACCCAAAGUGUCUGCGGCAGACUGAUUCUGUCGGAAGCCACAAGACACUUACACAUGAUGAGAAGCGAACUGAGGUUUUCUUUGAUACACCUACCGGAGAUAAUUUUCUACGAUAUAAUUUUCUAACUUAUGAGUUUGGAAAAGAUUUCAACUUUAUCUAA
Messenger RNA from Funneliformis mosseae, 318 nucleotides. The record is from the annotation of a GenBank genome assembly. Lineage: Eukaryota; Fungi; Glomeromycota; Glomeromycetes; Glomerales; Glomeraceae.